Messenger RNA from Medicago truncatula (barrel medic), 1853 nucleotides. Its product is annotated as polyamine oxidase 1. The record is from RefSeq and is a predicted model, not a curated record. Bases 85 to 1590 code for a protein of 501 amino acids. NCBI's taxonomy places the organism in Eukaryota, Viridiplantae, Streptophyta, Magnoliopsida, Fabales, Fabaceae. Gene Ontology annotation, biological process: polyamine catabolic process. The transcript is spliced from 10 exons. Gene Ontology annotation, molecular function: polyamine oxidase activity.
UAAUGUUAAGUAAAUCACAAACACAUUACAACAACAAAAAAACACUUUCUAUACUCUUUUCUUCUCUUCUGACACAUUCAUUUCAUGGAUUCCACCAAUCGCUCCUCCGUUAUCAUAAUCGGCGCCGGAAUCUCCGGUAUCUCCGCGGCGAAAGUGUUAUCUGAGAACGGCGUAGAAGACAUAGUGAUGCUUGAAGCGUCGGACCGAAUCGGCGGCAGGAUCCGUAAGGAAUGUUUCGGUGGCGUGUCGGUGGAACUCGGUGCUGGUUGGAUCGCCGGUGUUGGAGGUCGUGAAGCUAAUCCUGUUUGGGAACUCGCUGUUCAACAUAAUCUCAAAACGUGCUUUUCUGAUUAUAGCAAUGCUCGCUUCAACAUCUAUGAUCAAAGUGGAAAGUUAAUUCCGAGUGGAAUCGCUGAUGACUCAUACAAAAAAGCAGUUGAAUCAGCGAUUCAGAAACUGAGAGAUGAGGAAGUUGAAGAAGAUGAUGAAGAAGCCAAUGAUGAUGGCAACAAAGUAACGAAACCGUCAUUGACUCCUAAGACGCCGGUAGAACUCGCCAUUGAUUUCAUUCUGCAUGAUUUUGAAAUGGCAGAAGUGGAACCAAUCUCUACAUAUGUAGAUUUUGGGGAAAGAGAAUUUUUGGUUGCGGAUGAAAGAGGGUACGAUCACUUGCUAUACAAAAUGGCUGAAGGCUUUCUCUUCACAUCGGAAGGUAGAAUCUUGGAUGAUCGUCUCAAACUCAACAAGGUCGUCAGGGAAUUGCAACAUUCAAGAAAUGGUGUUACGGUGAUCACGGAAGAUGGUUGUGUUUACGAAGCCAAUUAUGUGAUUCUGUCCGUUAGCAUUGGCGUUCUCCAAAGUGACCUACUUGCCUUCAAUCCACCCUUACCAAGGUGGAAAUUGGAAGCCAUUGAGAAGUGUGAUGUAAUGGUGUACACCAAGAUCUUUCUGAAGUUUCCGUAUAGGUUUUGGCCAUGUGGACCCGAAAAGGAAUUCUUCAUGUAUGCUCACGAGCAGAGAGGCUAUUACACAUUUUGGCAGCACAUGGAUAAUGCAUAUCCUGGCUCCAAUAUCUUGGUCGUGACAUUGACUAAUGGGGAAUCAAAACGUGUGGAAGCUCAGACCAAUGAAGAGACUUUGAGAGAAGCUAUGGCGGUGCUCAGGGAUAUGUUUGGACCCAACAUCCCCGACGCUAUUGACAUACUUGUUCCCUGCUGGUGGAAUAACAGGUUUCAGCGCGGAAGCUACAGCAACUUUCCGAUUAUCUCCAAUGGUAAAGUUUUUUAUAACAUUAAGGCUCCUGUCGGUCGCAUUUUCUUCACUGGAGAGCACACCAGUGAAAGAUUUAAUGGCUAUGUACAUGGCGGAUAUCUCGCAGGUAUUGACACAGGCAAAGCCUUAGUAGAAGAAAUAAGGAAGGAAAAUGAAAGAGAAAGUGAAAGCCAAACUCUAUUGUUGGAACCUUUGCUAGCAUUGACUGGAUCAUUAACAAAGUCAAAGCCAGAAACAGUCUCCAAUAUCCACAAAUGUGAUAUUCCUACACAAUUAUAUCUCAGUGGCAAGCUUGGGAUCCCUGAAGCCAUAUUAUAACUAUAUGGGGCUGUAGAGAAUCCUCUUGGUGAGUUUAAGAGGUGAUGGGAACACUGCACAGAAGUCUACUCAUUUUAGUUCAUUCCACUCCUAAUGGAGCCAACUAGGUUAAAAUUUUUGAAGGGAAUUAAUUGGUAUAGUCUUACGAUUACUUUGUUCUUUAUAGCCAGAAUAAGUAAGAUUACAAUGUAAGGAUGCUAGCUCUUAUUAUUUUGAUCCUAAUUUUACUUGCAAUACAAGUUCAUCAUUUUUUGUGUAUACUA